Lampris incognitus (smalleye Pacific opah) is the source of this 1206-nucleotide messenger RNA. RefSeq names its product alveolar macrophage chemotactic factor 2-like. Gene Ontology annotation, biological process: chemokine-mediated signaling pathway; inflammatory response; antimicrobial humoral immune response mediated by antimicrobial peptide. Lineage: Eukaryota; Metazoa; Chordata; Actinopteri; Lampriformes; Lampridae. Gene Ontology annotation, molecular function: CXCR chemokine receptor binding; chemokine activity. The record is from RefSeq and is a predicted model, not a curated record. The transcript is spliced from 4 exons. The coding region runs from base 147 to 740 and encodes 197 amino acids. Gene Ontology annotation, cellular component: extracellular region.
GACGAGCCUUUGUGAAGAUUCCCUUUUUGCCGAGGACGUGUCGCAAUACACCCUGAGAAGGAAAGUGUCCACGGGGGAUUUCCCCGACGUUUUUGGAAAGCCCGGCUCGGUGCACGUGGGAGGAGCGUGCGCAUUUAAACGGCUCCAUGCGGCUCAGAGCUCAGUCGGUUGUCAGUGCUCCGCUUGGCUCCGGGAUGAAGCUUGAUCUCCAGACGGUCUGCCAGCUGUCCACCCUGAGCCUCUGCUCCCUGCUCAUCGCAGUGUCAGACAGCACGCACGUCCCAGGAAGGUGUAUGUGUCCGGGCACACAGGUCGGUGUCCGAGGACAGCUGAAGACCCUCCGCGUAUUCGUCAAAGGCCCCAACUGUGGCAGAGACACGGUCAUAGUGACGUUGAAGAACGGCGAGGCGGUGUGUUUGAAUCCAGACCGGCCGAUGGGAAAGCAGCUCAUUCGCUGCUGGAAGAGGGCCACCAAGCUGGGUCGUGAUGUGAGCCGGUGCUUGACGAGGAGGCAAGGUCAGCGGCACCAGCGGGUUGCGCAGAGGAGCGGGGCCGGAACAAGGGCACAGACUCCUCCUAGUCCGACAGACGGGGAGGAAAGGGAACACCACUGCAGGGCGAGAAGUACUCGCAUCCCCGUUUCCCCAACUCCCCCCGGGACCCCGGACGAGAAGCCGUCGGAGGGAACCGCGGGCAAAGAAGUUCUCUUUACGCAACCCAUCACCCGCCCCAUAGGGUAGUCCGCUCUCUGGCACUGUUGUCUUGACCAUAAAUGAAGUCCCCCCCCCCCCUGGCAGAACGUUGGACUUGUUCUGUAUCACGACUGAGAUAGUGUGUCACAUGGAGCCGUGGAGGCUUCUUUAAAAAAAAAAAAAAAGGCCAGUACGGUUUCUAACGGUGUCAGAACGGUCCAAAAAGCUAUUGGAGCGGUUUCCCUGUACAGCUUUAACUACAGUAGCGUCACUGAUUAUUUAUUUUUAUAUGAGCGUGUACAUAUUUUGUUUGUUGCCGUUUUGGAAUCAAUGUAUCCAUGUUGCCAUUCUGGAAUAAAUGUAUCCAUGUUGCCGUUCUGGAAUAAAUGUAUCCAUGUUGCCGUUCUGGAAUAAAUGUAUCCAUGUUGCCGUUUUGGAAUAAAUGUAUCCAUGUUGCCGUUUUGGAAUCAAUGUAUCCAUGUUGCUCUUUUGUAAUAAAUGUAUCCAAACGGAG